This is a messenger RNA of Cataglyphis hispanica, 2820 nucleotides long. RefSeq names its product acyl-coenzyme A diphosphatase FITM2 (gene Fitm). Lineage: Eukaryota; Metazoa; Arthropoda; Insecta; Hymenoptera; Formicidae. The transcript is spliced from 2 exons. The record is from RefSeq and is a predicted model, not a curated record. The coding region runs from base 922 to 2076 and encodes 384 amino acids. Gene Ontology annotation, cellular component: endoplasmic reticulum membrane. Gene Ontology annotation, biological process: lipid droplet organization; phospholipid biosynthetic process; lipid storage.
UUCCACCUGUUACUGUUCUCUGCUCCGCACGUCGCCCUCAAUUGCUUCACCUCUUCCGGGUAUCGUCGCACGACGUUACGCAGUCACUUUUUUUUUCUUUUGUCGUCUUUGCCUCCAGUAAUGCUCGGCUUCCAACGAAGCGUUGUAAAACUCGGCCGAUCUAUGCACGCGAUCGCUCCCGACGUGAGUCCUGCUCCGCGUCCCGGCGUAUCGUGCGUUCCCCCUCUCUUUCUUUCUUUCUCUCUCUCUCUUUCUGUCAAACUCUUCGCUCUCGUCCUUGAAGCGCACGAAGACGAGAGUCGCGCUCGCGUCAACGCUAUGUUCAGAACGGUAAAGAUUUGCGCGCGUCUCUCGACAUUACGACAGCGAACGUAUAUCUACUGAAACUGACCGGAACCCAUUGACCGCGUUUCAAAACAGCCGUUGUGAACUAAUCCCGUCAUCCCGCGCCCCGCGAACAUUGCGCGACUUUGCGCGCCGUCUAACGGCGAAUUUUGGAAGUCCAUGUUACUCGCACGGCCGGUACACGUGCCAUGAUCGGUAACCUUGUCAAUUCGGUCGAUCAUACAUAACAUAUGAUCGAGUCAUUGUCGACGUGUUAAAUCGUGACAACGUAAACGAGCGCGAAACGCGUCAUAGACUUUUACAUCCUAUACAUGAAGAAAAACUAGAACAGGAAACUGGGAACCGGGGGCAAAGAACAUCUAUGGCAUGCAUAGUAAUGCGGCGAAAAGAAGAGGGGAGUGGAUCAAACAGUGGAUGACGAAGUAGAUCUUACCUCGAGUCCAACAACUUGAGGCGACGAGCAAAAUUAUCGGAAGCAGCGCCGUAUUGGACAUCUUCCAGCAUCUCUUAGAAUAAGCGACAUCGGGGAUCGCGCGCACCGAUAAGGGUUCAGGAUUCAGGAUCUGACGAAGCAGGAUGGCGACAGGCAAACGACGGAGCAUCCAUACGUCACCCGGGAAUGCCGGGACCAGUCGGAUGAACUUUCGGCCGAGUUUCACUCAGCAGGAGGAUCGCGGCGGUACUAGGCCGACCGCGGCGCCGAGCUCAAUCGGCCUCAUUCUCAUCACCAUGCUGCUACAUGUGUGCAAGAAGUCAUUGUUGUUCGACACUCGGCUUAAGGUGGCAAUCUAUUGUGGCACAAUCUUCGCGAUCUCGCUAAUAGCGGACUUUAUCGCGAUGCCACGUACUUACUUCUCCAGGUCCGACAAUGCCCUGAAUCAGUACUUCGUCAAGUGGGGCUGGGGCUGGUUGCUGUCUGUAACCGUGCCCUGGAUCGCCUUGACGGCGCACACACUGGGCUGCGGUCGUAGGCAGAUUCUGCUGCGACACCUGGCACGUGUCCUUCUCGCCACUGUCGCCUGGCUCGCCUGGACAAAACUGUUCAAUUACAUCGAGACCAAUUAUGGCAGAUGUCUGGGUACACGCGACAUUCAGAUGCAGUCGAAGUCGAGGUGCCUGAAGUCAGGUAAAUUCUGGAGCGGUCUCGACAUAUCCGGUCAUACGUUCAUCUUGAUCUACUCUAGUUUGAUUCUCGCUGAGGAAGGUUCUUCCCUGGUGGGAUGGGAGGGCAUUAAGGAUCUGAUAAUGCGCGAAGAGCACACGCGAUCUACGCCAGCCGAAACAAGCCGUGGCCCGCUGCGUAAUCUCUCUGAUAACGAUCUCGAGUUCCUGAAGAAGGCACAUCGAGCGCUUACGCCGUACUUGCGUGGCCUCUUUGUGGCGAUGACGCUGCAACAGCUACUUUGGGAUAUUAUGCUGGUGUCGACCAUGCUUUACUAUCACAUUAUGAUCGAGAAAUUUCUCGGCGGCGUAGCCGCGGUCAUUACGUGGUACGUUACGUAUAAAUGGUGGUACAAGCUGCCCAAGAUCGGGCUGCCAGCUCCUGGCGAUGGUCUCUUCAAGUACAACGAGAUGAAAACAAAUCCAGAACUCAACGUCAGAGCGAGACGUAGCACGUUGAACGGCACCAAUCAACCAAAAUUUAUGGGAAUGCCGAUCAGAACGAUGCAAGAAACCGCAGAUUCGAAUCCAACAAACAGACAAACGGAUCUUGACAUGCCGAGAACAUAAGAAAAUGUGUUGUUUCAUGCAUAUGUUUUGAGACUUUUGAUACUUUAGUGGUGAUGCCAAGUAAUUAUCUUUUAUGCAAGGAUCACGAACAUUUGAAAUAAUAUUUGAACGAUGCGUAUAACAUUACCAAUUAUACAGUAUUGUAUACAAGCGUAUGUUUCACAUAAAAUUUCCACUUUUCCCUACCUGAAUGAUUGAAAUGUUAUAUCGAUAAUGAACACAGAAUAUGCACGGUGCACGGUAUACAUGAUACUUAUAUAAGUAUCCAAAGUUCAAUGCUUCUUUUUAAGGUUUGAGUACAAAGAUCGAAUAUAAUAAAAUGCAAUUAAAAUUCUAAUACAAAGUACUUACACACUCACCCACGCGCGCGCGUGCUCACACACACACACACACACACACAAAAAUUCCUUUAUUUUUCUAUAUGUAAAUAUUUAAACCUUGAAUUUCAUAUGACAAAACAUGCACGUGGAUUAAAAUAUCUUUUUGAGAUAUGAUUCAAUCAAGCUCAUUUAAACGGGACGGGCUUAUAUUAAAUGUUUUUAAGUUAUUAUUAAUAAUUAUAGAAUAUUAUAGAAUAAAUGAGAGCAUGUAUCCAUUUUAUCGAUGCUUCUGUACGGAUUGUUAAAAAAAGACAUGUUAACUUAAUCUGUUUAGAACCAAAGAGAGAGUUGGUGUCUUCGAUAACUGUACUCUCUUCUGAUUUUGUUUUGUAACUUAUAUUUAAUAAAGUCUGUUGUUAACAAA